AUGAUAUCUUUAGAAGGUGGAUGGAAGUUUGAUUUCAGGCGAGACCUUACAAAUUCAGAGGUGCAAGAACUCGCUACUCUUCUUACUGUAAUAGGAGAUAUCCCACCAGUUCGGGAUGGUCUUCUUGAUACACGUAGAUGGAAACUUCAUUCCACGGGAGUUUUUACUGUCAAAUCCCUUUAUGCUAAGUUAAUGGAAGAAGUUGGAGUUGAUCAUUUUCCUCACUUGUUCGUCUGGAAACCAGCAAUUCCACCUAAGGUUAAUAUAUUAAUGUGGUGCUUGAUUCACGGACGACUGAAUACAAUUGACAUCUUGCAACAUAAAGGUAUGGAUCUUUAUAAUUCCUGUGUUCUGUGUGGCAUUGGUGUUGAAACACAGGAACAUCUUUUCUUACAUUGUAAGAUUGCUUACAAGAUUUGGUCGAGUAUUCUGCCUAUUACAGGUUGGGUAUGGGUUUUACCUGGUUCCAUGAGAACCUUGGCAGACAGUUGGCAUUAUGGCUACUUUUCUCAGUCAAAGAAUUAUAUAUGGGGUUUGAUACCAGCUGCGAUUGUCCAUACCAUUUGGAAUGAAAGAAACUGUAGACGAUUUGAGGAACAAUAUCUCUACAAAACGGAUGAUGAUUUAAUUUUGUCUGUAAAAUCAUUAGUUCUAGCUUGGGCAGCAGCAGCAGGUCACCUAGAAUCUUCUCAAUUUCAAAUUUUGCGUACCUGGGAUUCUAUCUUCUUGUAA
Molecule: messenger RNA, 732 nt
Organism: Papaver somniferum (opium poppy)
Lineage: Eukaryota; Viridiplantae; Streptophyta; Magnoliopsida; Ranunculales; Papaveraceae
Exons: 1
Coding region: 1-732 (243 amino acids)
Source: RefSeq, a predicted model, not a curated record